AUGGCUAGGAAGACAGAUAAGCUCGGAGGAUGGGUCCAGCUCAACCCCUACGACGGCGACGAGGAGGAGCUUGGACAAUGGAAUAGGGACACAAAGUCGGCGCUCGAAACGAUGUCCUCGGCGGGAUUAGUGGAAUGGAAAGUCUCAGGGGAGGGGUAUGCAGUGCGCCUCGCCCCAUCCACCUCAUCACCCACCUCCCAGCCCCCUUCCAACCGGUCCCAGUCCCAUAGCGAGGAGCACAGCAAGGACUUCGACCCCGAUGACGAAGAACUGGCGCGGCUCGAACAGUAUUACGCCACCAGGGGCUGGACGAUCAUGUCCGGUCCUCCAGCCUACGCGGCGGGGGACAUUGUGUCUCGUCUGAACGAGGCGAGCGGGGAGGAUGGAGAAGGACAAGUACUGCAGUCCAGGCGACUGGACGACGACGUAGAUGAUGACGGAGACGAUACCGUGCUCGCUGUCCGAAGGGACGUGGACGGGGACACAGAGGUGGUCACGUUCGACCCGCUUGAUGUGCGUACGUUGCGACAGACUCUGCGCCGUCUAGCCUCGAGGCUUCCGCUCAACUGGCACGAGUCGCGCACGGACUCCGAAGGCGAUCGAGAUAAGGGGGACAGGGGAGGCGUGCGCUUCACUGCCGCGUUGGACUGGCCAACGGAUCCAAAGCAGCGGGAGGAGAUCGAGCACCAACCUUCGCAAGAGGGAUACGUUACUAUAGUCGGAGCAGAUGAGCCUGACGAUGGGCGCACAGUGCUCCGCGGCAUGAAGCUCUUGAUGCGGGGCAGCGGGGGACUCGAGCUGGAGUACGCGCUCUGCGACGAUGUGCUGGGCGUCAUGCCGCCGUGGGUGCGCGAGAGGCGGAAUCGGGAGUACAGGGAAGCAGGAGGAGACACAGAGGGGUGA
Molecule: messenger RNA, 903 nt
Organism: Trichosporon asahii var. asahii CBS 2479
Lineage: Eukaryota; Fungi; Basidiomycota; Tremellomycetes; Trichosporonales; Trichosporonaceae
Exons: 1
Coding region: 1-903 (300 amino acids)
Source: RefSeq, a predicted model, not a curated record